Sus scrofa (pig) is the source of this 306-nucleotide messenger RNA. It is a transcript of the gene DEFB4A, whose product is annotated as defensin, beta 1. Lineage: Eukaryota; Metazoa; Chordata; Mammalia; Artiodactyla; Suidae. Gene Ontology annotation, molecular function: chemoattractant activity; CCR6 chemokine receptor binding. The record is from RefSeq and is marked provisional. Gene Ontology annotation, cellular component: extracellular region. Gene Ontology annotation, biological process: cell chemotaxis; defense response to bacterium.
CACCAGCCACCAGCAUGAGACUCCACCGCCUCCUCCUUGUAUUCCUCCUCAUGGUCCUGUUACCUGUGCCAGGUCUACUAAAAAACAUAGGAAAUUCUGUUAGCUGCUUAAGGAAUAAAGGCGUGUGUAUGCCGGGCAAGUGUGCUCCAAAGAUGAAACAGAUCGGCACCUGUGGCAUGCCCCAAGUCAAAUGCUGCAAAAGGAAGUAAAAAGAAAGUGAAGAAACAACCCCACAGAUAUGGCUCAGAAGCUGCUCCCUUGGAAAAGCAUAUAAAAUUUAAACUAGAUUAAAUCUUUGUUCAAGGC